This is a messenger RNA of Vigna angularis (adzuki bean), 1014 nucleotides long. Its product is annotated as triacylglycerol lipase OBL1. Gene Ontology annotation, molecular function: triacylglycerol lipase activity. The record is from RefSeq and is a predicted model, not a curated record. Gene Ontology annotation, biological process: lipid metabolic process. The coding region runs from base 16 to 990 and encodes 324 amino acids. NCBI's taxonomy places the organism in Eukaryota, Viridiplantae, Streptophyta, Magnoliopsida, Fabales, Fabaceae. The transcript has 4 exons.
GCUGUUUUGUCUGUCAUGGCAUCUAAAGUAUCGUACGAGAAUAAAGCUUUCGUUCAUGAUAUUGUGGUAGAUCACUGGAAGAUGGAGCUGGUUGAAUGUCGUGACUACUGGAAUGAUUGUCAAGAAAAAGCAACAACGCAGGGUUUUAUCAUGUUAGAAAAAAGUGAAGAGCAGCAUAGAUACAUGGUGGCUUUCAGAGGAACCGAACUCUUUGAUGCUGAUGCAUGGUCCACUGAUGUCGACAUUUCAUGGUUUGAGAUUCCUGGUGUAGGAAGAAUCCACUCUGGUUUCAUGAAAGCAUUAGGGUUACCAUUGGACUUGAACAAAGAAGAGUUGAUAUGGCCUAAGGAAAUCGAAACCGAUGAGAACCGUCCACGUGCUUAUUACUCCAUAAGGGAUUUACUGAAGAAGCAUUUGAAGGGAAAUGAUAAAGCAAAGUUUAGUUUGACGGGUCAUAGUCUUGGUGGAGCCCUUGCAAUUCUCUUUCCGGCAACGCUGAUGCUGCAUGACGAAACAUUUCUGUUGGAAAGACUUGAAGGGGUGUACACGUUUGGACAACCUAGAGUUGGAAAUAAAACAUUUGCAAGUUACAUGGAUAAAAACUUGAAACAUUAUAGCAUCAAGUAUUUCAGGUUUGUUUACUGCAACGAUGUUGUUCCUAGGUUGCCCUUCGAUGAUGGCAUCCUCAAAUUCGAGCACUUUGGAUCAUGUCUGUAUUAUGACAGGAGCUAUAACGGCAAGAAAGUGCAAGAGGAGCCGAACAAAAAUUACUUCUCGUGGAAGGCUAUGAUACCGAUGAAGGUUAAUGCUUUGUGGGAACUUGUAAGGAGCUUCACUAUUGUGUAUAAAUAUGGAGAUGAGUACGAAGAAGGAUGGCUUCUAAGAUUUGUUAGGCUUUUAGGCUUACUACUUCCUGCAGGCAUACCGGCCCAUGGUACUCAGGAUUACGUUAAUAUUACCCGCCUGGGAAUUCCCUCACAUUUGGAUUGAUUCAUCUCAACUAUCAAGAGUACA